This is a messenger RNA of Hippopotamus amphibius kiboko, 2152 nucleotides long. It is a transcript of the gene TXNL4B, whose product is annotated as thioredoxin like 4B. Lineage: Eukaryota; Metazoa; Chordata; Mammalia; Artiodactyla; Hippopotamidae. Gene Ontology annotation, cellular component: spliceosomal complex; U5 snRNP; U4/U6 x U5 tri-snRNP complex. Bases 245 to 694 code for a protein of 149 amino acids. The transcript has 4 exons. Gene Ontology annotation, biological process: mRNA splicing, via spliceosome. The record is from RefSeq and is a predicted model, not a curated record.
CUGUGCGUUUUCUUUUUCCGUUUCCAUCCUCUGAAGUGGUCCGCCGAGAGUUGCUAGGCAACAGGUCCUGGGUUACUUUGGGUUGGGGUCGUAGUCGUGUUUGGGAAAGAAGAAAAGAGCAGUCCCAGUUGGUUUUUUGGAGAAAGGGUCGGGGUUGCAUACAGCCCUGAAGUGGAAAAGAGGGAGGUGACGUGUACAAAUAACGACCGACAGCAGUGAGGAUUGAUAUUUGGAUUAUUUCAACAUGAGCUUCCUGUUACCCAAGCUGAGUAGCAAAAAGGAAGUAGACCAGGCAAUAAAAAGUACUGCAGAGAAGGUGCUGGUUCUCAGGUUUGGGAGAGAUGAGGAUCCUAUCUGUCUACAGCUAGAUGAUAUUCUUUCUAAGACCUCUUCUGACUUAAGCAAAAUGGCUGCUAUAUAUCUGGUAGACGUGGAUCAAACCCCAGUUUAUACACACUAUUUUGACAUCAGUUAUAUUCCAUCCACUGUGUUUUUCUUCAAUGGGCAGCAUAUGAAAGUGGAUUAUGGGUCUCCAGAUCACACUAAGUUUGUGGGAAGUUUCAAAACCAAACAAGACUUCAUAGAUUUGAUUGAAGUAAUUUAUCGAGGUGCAAUGAGGGGGAAACUUAUUGUCCAAAGUCCUAUUGAUCCCAAGAAUAUUCCCAAAUAUGACCUCCUCUAUCAAGACAUUUAACACUUUCUCUACUGUCAAAGUUGAAGAGAAAGGCCCAUUGUGAAACAGUGCCUGACUCCAGCUGUGCUGUUUUUCUGGAGUCUUUCUGGUCAGCAUCCCGGUGGAGAAGAGGUUUGACAUGAAUAGAAAAUACCAGCCCCCAAGUAGAAGACCACACUGGUACUGUGACGAUUGAGGAUGCCCAAGUGUCUCCUCCCUGCAGACCUCAGAGCAGUCAAGUCAGCCAUGGUCAAUUUCCUCAGCGUGGUUAUUUUACUUUCUCUCUAUAUUGUGCUUUUCUUUAUUCUUUAAGAUAAUACAGAAUUCUUCUAAACGUUGGCUAGUAGAAUUUGAUUUAGCUCUGUUUAUUUGAUACACGAGUAAAAUAGAGAGUCAAUUCCCAUAAGAGCAGAAAUACUUAUUUUCUACCUUAGGUGUUUACAUCUACCCCUUCCAUCAUCCUCGACCUUGCCAUUCCUCCACUCAUAUAUUGAUCUCACGUUCACCUAUUAUCCUAGUUAUCUUGGAAUAAAUCAUUCUCUACUGAUAGCAGGCAAGUUUGUUUUAUCUUCGAGCCUUUCUCGCUCAGACUUUUAAAGUUAUCCUGGCUUCCUCAUUUUACCAGCUUUUAUAUUAUUACAUUGCCCAAGCAGUGAGAGCUUGAACCUUUACCAUCCAGGACCCAAUUUCAGCUAAACAAAUAAUUAACUACCCUUAGUAAGUAGAAGCCAACCUCUCCUAGAGCUCCAUCUCUUUUUGAGGAGAAAACUAUACUUCAAGGACUCAAGACUGGAAAGAGAUCUCAGAAUUGCUAGAAAGAAGUAUCAUCUUUAUAGGAUUUGCCUGUUUUAAUAACUUUAUGAGAAUUCUUGCUCUCCCAGGUUGCCUCCCGUGGCACAACCUGCCACCACUUGGGCAAGCUCCUACUCCUCUCAAAAACCUCAUGGGGCCAAUGGUACUGACUUUCUAGAAUAAGAGAAUAGAUGCAAAGCCAGAGGGCAGUGUAACAGGCAGCAUGUGCCCUGCUGGGCAGCUGUUAGCCACCUUGCUAACAGAAGCCCACUUCUGUGCAGGGAAGCACUGUCACUGCAAGUCUGUCCCCCUCUACCAAGUGCUUCCUUUCCAAGCCUUUUCUGACAAAUGUGGUUCUGACAAAUGUGGCAUAGAAGGAAGGCUGCUGGGUGCCUUCGUGGCUUUCGUUGGUAAAGGAGAGAGCCCCUCCUGGAAGGAGACAACAAAAUCCUUCCACUACCACCUCUGCCUUCUCCUGGCUCCCACUUCCUGUUUUCAUGGUGAUUGUGAUGCAUGGAACUGCCGCAGCCAUCUUAGGACCAUGAGGCAACUGGCACUGGGAUGAAAAAUGAACAUGCUGAGAAGAACAAUGAAAAGAGCCUGGGUCCCCAAUAACGAUACCAAGCUACUGAGUGGACUCUAGACCUGCCUCCCUUAAGACUUUUAUGAAACAAUAAAAUGUCUUCA